Glycine soja is the source of this 1994-nucleotide messenger RNA. Its product is annotated as protein trichome birefringence-like 33. Gene Ontology annotation, cellular component: Golgi apparatus. Gene Ontology annotation, molecular function: O-acetyltransferase activity. NCBI's taxonomy places the organism in Eukaryota, Viridiplantae, Streptophyta, Magnoliopsida, Fabales, Fabaceae. Bases 320 to 1639 code for a protein of 439 amino acids. The record is from RefSeq and is a predicted model, not a curated record. The transcript has 6 exons.
AUCUUCCUCGCUCGCUUAGCUGUGAAGGCAAGCAACAUUUCAACUUCCCACACCACUGACCCUCAAAGGCUCAAAAACAUUUCAACCUUGGAAAUAUACUACUUCUUAAUAAUAAAAAUAAUAAUACUAAUAAAACUGCAAAGACAAAUAUUAUUUUCAUCAUUAAUUUUUUUCUUCUUCCUCUCUGUCAUUCGGUUAAUUAGGGUACACAAACAAUGAUGGCUUCAACAACGCACCAGUUUUAGCUUUUAAUUUUAAUUUAAAAUCAGAAUUGUAGUAGGUUGCUAGAAGAAUGAAAGACUAAGUUUGGGGUCCAUGCAUGCAAAAAAUGAUGAAGCCACCUUCAAACUCUUCCUUCCCUUCCUUUCUCAGAGUGAAGCCUCGUCUCUCUUCUUACCUCUUCACCCUCUUAUCUUUCAUUCUCUUCGCUGCCAUCCUCUAUGGCCAUGACUUCGUCUUCAUAUUUCGUCCACACCUCUACUCCAACGAGCACACAGCACAAACACUCUUCUUCUCCACACCCGUCGAUGUGAGAUCUCCACCAACCGAAGAAAACAAGACGGUGUUGACGAAAACGAAAAGGGAGGAAGAAGAACAAGAGUGUGACGUGUUCAGCGGAAGGUGGGUACGCGACGAGUUGACUCGGCCACUGUACGAGGAAUCGGAGUGUCCGUACAUACAGCCACAAUUAACAUGUCAAGAACACGGUCGGCCCGAAAAGGAGUAUCAGCGGUGGCGAUGGCAGCCUCACGGUUGCAAUCUUCCCACAUUCAAUGCCAGAUUAAUGUUGGAAAAGCUUCGUGGGAAGAGAAUGAUAUUUAUUGGAGACUCCCUCAACCGAAGUCAAUAUGUCUCUUUGAUAUGCCUUCUCCAUCAAAUCAUUCCUGAAAAUGCCAAAUCCAUGGAAACCUUUGAUUCACUCACUGUCUUUACAGCAAAGGAAUACAAUGCUACCAUUGAGUUCUAUUGGGCACCUUUUCUUCUUGAAUCAAACUCCGAUAAUGCUGUCAUCCAUAGGGUAACUGAUAGAAUUGUGAGAAAAGGUUCAAUCAAUACGCAUGGUCGUCAUUGGAAAGGCGCUGACAUUGUUGUAUUUAACACUUACCUUUGGUGGAUAACUGGCUCUAAGAUGAAGAUCUUGCUUGGAUCUUUUAACGAUAAAGUAAAGGAGAUAAUUGAUAUGCCAACAGAGGAUGCUUAUCGUAUGGCUAUGAAGAGUAUGCUUAGAUGGGUGAGGCUGAACAUGGACUCCAACAAGACAAGAGUCUUCUUUACCAGCAUGUCACCGUCUCAUGCAAAAAGCAUAGAGUGGGGAGGUGAAGCGGGAGGGAACUGCUACAAUGAAACAACAACAAUUGAUGAUCCCACAUAUUGGGGUUCUGAUUCUAAAAAAAGUAUAAUGCAAGUAAUCGGAGAAGUGUUUAGAAAAUCCAAAGUACCUAUAACUUUUCUCAACAUUACACAACUAUCCAACUACCGUAAAGAUGCACACACAUCAAUUUACAAGAAGCAAUGGAACCCAUUGACUCCAGAGCAAUUAGCUAACCCAGCUAGCUAUGCUGAUUGUGUGCAUUGGUGUCUCCCUGGACUUCCAGAUACUUGGAACGAGCUUUUGUUUGUCAAGUUAUUUUAUCCUUGAAAGUGCAUCAAAAUAAGAGAUCCUUGUUCGCUCGGUUCCUUGUGUGGCAUGAAAAUUUGUAAAUGGGAGGCUACAACCUACGAGCUUGUUAGAAAUGGUAAACGAGCAAGAAUGAAUGAAAAAAGAGGAUUUGUGUAGAAUAAUAGUACAUUAACAUUGAUGAAGGAGGUGAUUGUAUAUAUAAAAUUGAGUUAAUUAUUUUUUUCUUGUAAUUGGAUUGUCAAAUUCCAAAUUUUGCUAGUUAAUUGUGUCCACCAGCAUUGGUGCUGUGCUAACACAUAUAUUGAUGAAUUGAAUUGCUAUGGAACAUUUGUUUUAACAUUAUCAGAAGAAAGAUAUUUGCUACCACAAUUUA